AUGAUCCAUCAGCCAGGCCACCCAGAAGACAGAUUUAUAUUACACUGGCUUGACGACUCUCGUGCGCAAAGAAUAUUGUGGAUACUUGAGAUCUUACAACUAGACUAUGAAGUGAGAAUAUACUUGAGACAUCCACAAACGUGGCGUGGUCCAACACAAUUAUUUGACGUUCACCAGACUGGUAAGUCGCCAAUUGUGGAAAUAAUACAUGGCGACGGAAGGCCUCCAAUCAAGAUUGCUGAAAGUGGGUUUAUAAUCCUGUAUAUUCUUAGAAAUUACGAUCCAAACUAUAUCUUAACUCCAACUGAUCCAAAUGAGCAACUUGAAGUUGAAUACUGGCUACAUUACAGCGAGGGGUCAUUGCAACACCUACAAAUGGCAUUGUUGAUAAAUUCAGUAGCCAAGCAUAUAGCACCUCGUGGGUUAAAAAGCGUUGCAAAUUUAGUAGCCAAGGGGAUAAAUAACGGGUACUAUGUCCAUGAGUGGAGGAUGAAUAUGCAGUAUUGUAAUGAUAGAUUAGCCGAAAACGGCACGGGUUUCUUUGUUGGGAAUAAAUUAACCGCUGCAGAUAUUAUAUUGAGCUUCCCAAUAUAUGAGAACAUAUUUGAUAAUUUAGAAGGCGUGAAGGAUUGUAUUCACGAAAAAAGAGAUUUGAGAAAGGUAUGGCCAUAUUUGGCUAAAUGGUGCCGAAUGAUAAAAAAUAUACCAUCUUACAAGAAAAUCAACCAAAUGAUGGAUGAGGAAGUGGAGGAUUUGAUUGCACUCGAUCCCAAAUUUGACUAUGCUAAGGAGUAA
Messenger RNA from Lodderomyces oxycetoniae, 795 nucleotides. RefSeq names its product Gtt13p (gene GTT13). The coding region runs from base 1 to 795 and encodes 264 amino acids. NCBI's taxonomy places the organism in Eukaryota, Fungi, Ascomycota, Pichiomycetes, Serinales, Debaryomycetaceae. The transcript is spliced from 2 exons. The record is from RefSeq and is a predicted model, not a curated record.